UUAGACUGACAGACUGGUAUGUACCUGCAUAAAGAGCACUCUGACCCAGCAAAAUACUUCAGUGCGAAGGAGGCGGAAAACUGUGGCAUUUGCCAUCUGACCCAGUGGGAGCCUGGGGCAGAUGGAGCGCAACUUGGAAAGUCUGCUACUGGGAUUUUUUUUUUUUUUUCCCUGAUUGUUGUUGUAGCCCUGGGAGCAGAUACUGCCUUUGAAACCUUUCCCCUGGCUGGCUUGGCUGCCUCUGCCUCCCCAGGCAGGGGCUGGGGAACCAGGGUGUCAGGUCGACCGAGCAGUUGGCACUGUUCUCUGGGGCAUUAAGGGCUCCCCGCACGAUCAAAGGCACAGCCCCGGAGGCGGGAGCCCCGGCCAGCGCUCCCCCUCUGCUGGGCUCAGCCUGCUCCUGGCCGGUUGAUUCCUGGGCUGCCUGAAAUCCUGAAAUGACCGGCUUCUCAUAAGAAGGCUCCUUCUUCUCUUCUGGAGAUGGGGAACUCUUACGCUGGACAGCUGAAGACGACGCGGUUUGAAGAGGUCUUGCACAACUCCAUCGAGGCCUCCCUGCGCUCCAACAGCCUGGUGCCCAGGCCCGUCUUCUCCCAGUUGUACCUGGAAGCGGAGCAGCAGCUCUCUGCUCUGGAAGGUGGUAGCCGAGUGGACAAUGAGGAAGAGGAAGAGGAGGGAGAAGGGGGAUCGGAGCAGAACUGUCCCCCGACUCUCUACCAGAUGCACCCCCCGCCCGAAGGAUGCUGCAUCACAGAUGGGUUCUGCCAGGCAGGAAGGGACCUGCGUCUCGUCUCCAUCUCCAACGAGCCCAUCGACGUCCCUGCGGGCUUCCUCCUCGUGGGGGCCAAGUCCCCCAGCCUGCCCGGCCACCUCCUGGUGUGUGCCGUCGACAAGAGGUUCUUGCCGGAUGACAGUGGGCACAACGCGCUUCUCGGUUUCUCUGGGAAUUGUGUUGGCUGCGGCAAGAAAGGCUUCUGUUACUUCACGGAGUUCUCCAACCACAUCAAUCUGAGGGUGACCACGCAGCCGAAGAAGCAGAAACACCUGAAGUGUUACCUGAUCCGCAAUGCACAGGGGGCUCUGACCACAGGGCCCCUCAUUUGCUGGAAAGGCUCAGAGUUCAGAAGCCGGCAGGCGUCCGCCGGAGCGUGUUCCAGCUCUUUGUUCCCUCUGCUGGAGAGCUCCGGGCCCCCGGCUCCCUUCCCCAGCGAGCCCGUUCCUGGGACGAACCCGAGCGCCCCGCUGGGAGCAGCGCAGGCAGAAUUCUCCUCGGACCCAGAGAGCCCUGUGGGCAGCCUGGACUUGGGUGACUGCAAACCCGGCAGCUUUCCUGAGCCACAUCAGCCGCUGGUGAAGAACAACCUAUCUGCUGGGCCGCGCCCCUCGGCAUUAGGUAUCUUAUCCAACUCUGGGCCCCCCAAAAAGCGCCACAAAGGGUGGUCUCCAGAAUCUCCAUCAGCUGCAGACGGCGGCUACCCCCAGGGUGGUGGGAACAGAGCUAAGUAUGAGAAUGCAGGCAUGACCUGCAUGCCCCAGGUUGGCUUGGUGGGACCGGCCUCAGUCACCUUUCCCGUCGUGGCCUCCGGAGAACCAGUGUCUGUUCCUGACAACUUGCUGAAAAUAUGCAAGGCCAAGCCGGUGAUCUUUAAAGGUCACGGCAACUUCCCAUACCUCUGUGGGAACCUGAAUGACGUGGUCGUGAGCCCUCUCCUGUACACGUGCUACCAGAACUCCCAGUCCAUCUCCAGGGCAUAUGAACAACACGGGGCCUCCACCAUCCAGCCCAUCUCAGAGGAGAUGCAGCUCCUGCUCACCGUCUACUAUCUCGUCCAGCUGGCAGCCGACCAGGUGCCCCUGAUGGAGGACCUGGAGCAGAUCUUCCUGCGCUCCUGGCGCGAGUCGCACCUGACGGAGAUCCGGCAGUACCAGCAGGCGCCGCCGCAGCCCUUCCCGCCGGCGCCCAGCGCCGUGGCCCCGGUCACCUCGGCGCAGCUGCCCUGGGGCCCAGUAAAAGUUGUUGUUUGUUUUCCAGGAAAAUACCAAGCCCGGAUUCUCUCUGAGAGCCUUCUCACCCCAGCCGAAUACCAGAAAGAAGUCAAUUACGAGCUGGUUACGGGCAAAGUGGACUCGCUGGGAGCCUUUUUCAGCACCCUCUGUCCAGAGGGCGACAUUGACAUUUUGCUGGACAAAUUUCAUCAGGAAAAUCAAGGCCACAUUUCUUCCUCACUUACUGCCACCUCUGUCACCAAAUCAGCAUCCCUGGAAGUUGCCGGGACACCAGUGUGCACAAGUUACCAUCUGGAGCCUCACCACAUCCGGCCCUUCCAGCUGGCCGUGGCCCAGAAGCUCCUCUCCCACGUGUGUUCAAUUGCGGAUUCCAGCACCCAGAACCUGGACUUGGGGUCUUUCGAGAAGGUGGACUUUCUGAUUUGUGUUCCACCCUCCGAAGUGACCUACCAGCAGACCCUGCUCCAUGUCUGGCAUUCAGGGGUUUUACUGGAGCUGGGCUUGGAAGAGGAGCACAUGACCAAGCAGAGGGCAGAGCAGUACGUUCUGAAGCUCGAUGCCGAGGCGCAGACAAAAUUUAAGGCCUUUCUGCAAAACUCCUUUCAGAACCCGCACACGCUCUUUGUCCUCAUCCACGACCACGCCCACUGGGAUCUUGUGAGUAGCACCGUUCAUAAUCUCUAUUCCCAAAGUGACCCGUCCGUGGGGCUGGUGGACAGAUUGCUCAACUGCAGGGAGGUGAAGGAGGCCCCCAACAUCGUCACCCUCCACGUGACUUCCUUCCCUUAUGCGCUGCAGACGCAGCACACCCUCAUCAGCCCUUACAACGAGAUCCACUGGCCAGCCUCCUACAGUAACGGAGUGGAGCUGUAUCAUGAGAAUAAGAGGUACUUCGGGCUGUCCGAGUUCAUCGAGUCCACCCUCUCAGGACAUAGCCUCCCGUUGCUCAGAUACGACAGCUCCUUUGAGGCCAUGGUCACCGCCUUGGGGAAAAGGUUCCCCCGCCUGCACAGCGCGGUGAUCAGGACCUUUGUUCUCGUGCAGCACUACGCGGCCGCUAUGAUGGCCGUGUGCGGCCUCUCACAGAUGAAGAACUACACGUCAGUGGAGACACUGGAGAUCACGCAGAACCUCAUCAACUCCCCGAAGCAGUGCCCCUGCGGCCACGGGCUCAUGGUCCUGCUGCGGGUGCCCUGCUCGCCGCUGGCCGCCGUGGCCUACGAGCGGCUGGCCCACGUGCGGGCGCGGCUGGCCCUGGAGGAGCACUUUGAGAUCAUCCUGGGCAACCCCAGCUCUGGCAUCACUGUCGGAAAGCACUUCUUGAAGCAGCUCAAGAUGUGGCAGAAAAUUGAGGAUGCGGAGUGGAGGCCUCAGACGUACUUGGAGCUGGAGGGCCUGCCUUGCAUCCUCAUCUUCAGUGGGAUGGACCCGCACGGGGAGUCCUUGCCCAGGUCUCUGAGGUACUGUGACCUGCGGCUGAUAAACUCCUCCUGCCUGGUGAGGACAGCCCUGGAGCAGGAGCUGGGCCUGGCCGCUUACUUUGUGAGCAACGAGGCUCCCCUGGAGAAGGGGGCCCGGAACGAGGCCUUGGAGAGCGACGCGGAGAAGCUGAGCGGCACGGAUGAGGACGAGGAGCUGGUGACCGAAGGCUCCGCCUUGGAGAAGAGGAGCCCCGUGAAGAGAGAACGGUCCUGCUCCCACGACUCGGUGUCCUCAUCCGUCUCCUCUAAGGCGUCUAGCUCUGCGCUCUGCGGCGAGUCCUCAGUCCCCCCAGCGGGGCCCUCGCAGGGGGAGCAGGCCCGGUCCCCGCCGCCUGGCGGCCCCACAGAGGAGGGCAGGGCCCCCGGUGAGAGGCAGAGGCUCCGGGCCGGGUGGGAGCCGCCAGCCGUCAUCAGCCGGCACAGCCCCGGGCUGGCCCCCCCGCCGGACCCCGGCCUCAGGACCGGCCGGCAGAGCAUCCGGAGGUCGGCCCCCUCAUCCUCCUCCCAGCUCUCCUCCUCGGGCUCGUCCUCCUUGUCCACGGUGCCUGCCGCCGGGCCGCUCGUCCUGCAGGCCUCCCAGUGCUCCAUGACCAAGGCCUGCCGGCAGCCGCCCAUAGUUUUCCUGCCCAAGCUGGUGUACGACAUGGUCACGGCCACCGACAGCAGUGGCCUGCCCAAGGCCGCCUCGCUCCUGCCCUCGCACUCGGUCGUGUGGGCCAGCUCGUUCCGGCCGCUGCUCAGCAAGACGAUGACGUCCACGGAGCAGUCCCUGUACUACCGGCAGUGGACAGUGCCCCGGCCCAGCCACAUGGACUACGGCAACCGCGCCGAGGGCCGCGUGGACGGCUUCCACCCGCGCCGCCUGCUGCUCAGCGGGCCCCCCCAGAUUGGGAAGACAGGCGCCUACCUGCAGUUCCUCAGCAUCCUGUCCAGAAUGCUCAUUCGGCUGACGGAAGUGGAUGUUUACGACGAAGAAGAGAUCAAUAUCAACCUCAGAGAAGAGUCAGAGUGGCAUUACCUCCAGCUCGGUGACCCCUGGCCAGACCUGGAGCUCUUCAAGAAGCUGCCUUUUGACUACAUCAUCCACGACCCGAAGUACGAGGACGCCAGUCUGAUUUGUUCUCACCAUCAGAGCAUAAAGAGCGAAGACAGAGGGAUGUACCGGAAGCCGGAGGACCUCUACGUGCGGCGUCAGACGGCGCGGAUGAGGCUGUCCAAGUAUGCGGCAUACAACACAUACCACCACUGCGAGCAGUGCCACCAGUACAUGGGAUUCCACCCCCGCUACCAGCUCUAUGAGUCCACCCUGCACGCCUUUGCCUUCUCUUACUCCAUGCUAGGAGAGGAGAUCCAGCUCCACUUCAUCAUCCCCAAGUCCAAGGAGCACCACUUUGUCUUCAGCCAACCUGGAGGCCAGCUGGAGAGCAUGCGGCUGCCCCUCGUCACUGACAAGAGUCACGAAUACAUAAAAAGUCCGACGUUCACUCCAACCACCGGCCGACAUGAACACGGGCUCUUUAACCUGUACCACGCUAUGGAUGGCGCCAGCCAUUUGCAUGUGCUGGUGGUCAAGGAGUAUGAGAUGGCCAUUUACAAGAAACACUGGCCCAACCACAUCAUGCUGGUACUCCCCAGUAUCUUCAACAGCGCCGGAGUUGGUGCCGCCCAUUUCCUGAUCAAGGAGCUGUCUUACCACAACCUGGAGCUGGAGCGGAACCGGCAGGAGGAGCUGGGGGUCAAGCCGCAGGACAUCUGGCCUUUCAUUGUGAUUUCAGAUGACUCCUGCGUUAUGUGGAACGUGGUGGACAUCGACUGUGUUGGGGAGAGGAGCAGGGAAUUUUCCUGGUCGGAAAGAAACGUCUCCCUGAAGCACAUCAUGCAGCACAUCGAGGCUUCCCCCAACAUCACCCACUACGCCCUGAUCGGCAUGCGGAAGUGGUCCAGCAAGACCGGAAGCCGUGAGGUGCAAGAGCCCUUCUCCCGCUGCCACGUGCACGACUUCAUCGUCCUGAACGUGGACUUGACCCAGAACGUGCAGUACAACCAGAACCGGUUCACGUGUGACGACGUGGACUUCAACCUGCGGGUGCACAGCGCCGGCCUCCUGCUCUGCCGGUUCAACCGCUUCAGUGUGAUGAAGAAGCAGAUCGCAGUGGGCGGGCACAGAUCCUUCCACAUCACGUCCAAGGUGUCUGACAACCCCAUGGCCAUCGUGCCUGCCCAGUACAUCUGCGCCCCCGACAGCAAGCACACAUUCCUGGCGGCCCCCGCGCAGCUCCUGCUCGAGAAAUUCCUCCAGCACCACAGCCACCGCUUUUUCCCGCUGUCCCUCAAGAAUCACGGCCACCCGGUGCUGUCCGUUGACUGCUACCUUAACCUGGGGUCUCAGAUCUCUGUGUGUUAUGUGAGCUCCAGGCCCCACUCUUUAAAUGUCAGCUGCUCUGACCUCACGUUUAGUGGACUCCUGCUGUACCUCUGUGACUCUUUUGUGGGAGCUAGCUUUUUGAAAAAGUUUCAUUUUCUGAAAGGUGCGACCUUGUGUGUGAUCUGUCAGGACCGGAACUCGCUCCGCCAGACAGUUGUCCGCCUGGAGCUGGAGGAUGAGUGGCAGUUCCGGCUGCGAGACGAAUUCCAGACUGCCAACGCGAAGGAGGACCGGCCGCUCUUUUUUCUGACUGGGAGACACAUCUGAGGGAGACACGCCUGAGAGCGGCGCCGUCAGAACCUCACCCUGCUGAGGCUAAAGGAAGAAUUCGAACCAUGGGGUGUCUGGACCGGGACAGGCCCCCAAGACUGUUGGCAACCCCCUCAUGGUACGGGAACAUGGCCCAGAGAUGGAUGGAGACUUACCGAGAGUGAUGGGAUAAGUGGAUGGUCAACGGGAACUCAAACCCAAGACUCCUAGGUUCUGGGCCAGACCCCAUUGCCCUGGGCUCCGUCGAAGUCCAUCUCAAGAACAAAGCUUUGCCUACCAUCACCUCAUCCAUUCGCUUCCGUGGACACACUUGACUUUGCUCUUAGUUCUGAAGGGUCACUCUUGGAUUAUCUUGUAGAGGUGCCAGCAUUUCGGAUGAUGGAUAGAUUUUGGCUACGUAUAUUUCCCUAUACUCUCCUACAAUGCAAUAUUCCAAAAGAACAUUUUAACUGUGAAGGCUGGAGACAAGAAAAAACGAAGUAGGUCAUUUAAUAAGAAUAUGUAAGUUUGCUCUUUUAGAAGCUAGCCCAAAGGCAUCAAGUUUAAUAAAGUAAAACAAAUAGUUUCCCUUCAAAGCAAAUGCGAUCCUAUUAAAACAGCACAGGGUAAAUACCCUGCCUCUUAGAAAGGGCAAACGUGAAAAGAAACUUUUUUUUUUAACUAAAAGGGUUUCAGGAAGGAAAUUAGGGUUACAGAGGUUGAUCUUAAGAUAUAGAAUUUGCCUUACAAAGGAAAGAGGACCAAAUGGCUUACUUGAAACAAACAGUGAAAACAACCAAAGCGAUAAUAUAAAAUAGUUGAUAAGAAUUAGACUUCUGACUCUAAUUUAUUGAAGCUCCGUUUUCAGUUCCUUAAAUAGCUUGUCUUCUCCUGUGAAUGCUUGGUCCCUGACUGGAGAGGCAGGGGGACAGACAGGGCAGCAGGGAUGCUCCCUGACGCUCACGCUCUCGCUCUCACUUUCCUUCUAGGAUGUUUUUUAAAGCCAGCGUAUUAGAGCGCCCCCUAUAAGCCGGGCCAGGUGCUUUCACAGUUAAGCUCUCGCUUCACACUUCCAACAGCCUGUGUAGGUGGAAUCAUUCUCCCCGUUUGAAAGAUGAGACGGUUGAGAUGCAGAGAGUGCACCUCACCAAGGUCACACAGCUGGAGAGAAGCAGAAGCAGAGACCUGGAUCUGGACUCCAGGGCCCCUCUGCCCCCUGCACCGCACUGCUGUGGAAUGGCCCGUAACCAAAGGAAAAGUUUAAAGAUACUCAGAAAUGAAUCAGCAGAAUGCACUCUUAUCCAUCCAUCUCACAAGCACUCUAAUGGAUCACCAUCCAAGAAGAAAUUACUUUAAAAGAUGAUGCCAAAGAGUUCAUAUCGAUCUUUUCUUCCCUAAGAAAAAAAAAGAAAAGUUCAUGAGUAUAAAAGAUUUAGAUCAAUGUUUAUAAAGUGAUCACUUUGUAUAUGUCCUUAUUCCUAUUUUGGAAUAAAAACUUACUUCCUUUAGUUCUAUUUGUCUUUUGUAAAUAGCAGCUUCUGGGCUGCAGUUCCCAUUUUAUUAGUUAAUUUAAACUUGAAACAAAAAACCGAACUAAUAUUCUUGUCUGUUCCAGCCUUAUAAAUAAAAUUUAUGAUGCAUUUAUUGCUG
Molecule: messenger RNA, 7812 nt
Organism: Vicugna pacos (alpaca)
Lineage: Eukaryota; Metazoa; Chordata; Mammalia; Artiodactyla; Camelidae
Source: RefSeq, a predicted model, not a curated record